AUGGGCAACAAGCAGACAACCUUCACCGAUGAGCAGCUGGAGGCGUAUCAGGACUGCACCUUCUUCACCAGGAAAGAAGUCCUGCGGUUACAUGGCAGGUACCGCGAGCUGGCUCCACAUUUAGUGCCGCUGGACUACACCAACAACCCCGACAUCAAAGUUCCUCUGGCGCUCAUCGUUACCAUGCCUGAACUGAAGGUACAGGCUGAUAACGAGUCCUCGUCGUUGUUGUGUGUGCUUGUCUAACAGGAGAACCCAUUCAGAGACAGAAUCGUGGAGACGUUCUCAGAGGACGGACGGGGGAACCUCAGCUUCAAUGACUUCGUCGACAUGUUUUCUGCACUCUGUGAAACUUCACCCAGAGAGCUCAAGACCAUAUACGCCUUCAAGAUAUACGACUUUAACAGGGACAACUUCAUCUGUAAGGAGGACCUGAAGAAGACUCUGAACAAACUGACCAAAGGAGAGCUGACACCAGAAGAGGUCACUCUGGUAUGCGAUAAAGCCAUCGAGGAGGCCGACCUCGACGGAGACAGCAAGCUGUCCUUUGCAGACUUCGAGAACAUGGUCUCAAAAGCUCCUGACUUCCUGAGUAACUUCCACAUACGAAUAUGA
Molecule: messenger RNA, 615 nt
Organism: Chelmon rostratus (copperband butterflyfish)
Lineage: Eukaryota; Metazoa; Chordata; Actinopteri; Chaetodontiformes; Chaetodontidae
Product: calcium and integrin-binding family member 2-like
Exons: 6
Molecular function (GO): calcium ion binding
Source: RefSeq, a predicted model, not a curated record